Molecule: messenger RNA, 1226 nt
Organism: Pygoscelis adeliae (Adelie penguin)
Lineage: Eukaryota; Metazoa; Chordata; Aves; Sphenisciformes; Spheniscidae
Gene: GFOD1
Product: glucose-fructose oxidoreductase domain containing 1
Exons: 2
Coding region: 1-792 (263 amino acids)
Source: RefSeq, a predicted model, not a curated record
AUGAUGACCGCAGCUCAUUAUUACCCAAAGCUCAUGAGCAUCAUGGGGAACGUUUUGCGCUUCCUGCCAGCUUUCGUGAAGAUGAAGCAGCUGAUCCAAGAGGGUUACGUAGGGGAGUUGCUGGUGUGUGAGGUGCAGGUUCACAGCGGAAGCCUGCUAGGCAAGAAGUACAACUGGAGCUGUGAUGACCUGAUGGGAGGUGGGGGUUUGCACUCAGUUGGCACCUACAUCAUCGACCUCCUGACCUUCCUCACCAGCCAGAAGGCCGUGAAAGUGCACGGGUUGCUCAAGACCUUUGUGAAGCAGACGGACCACAUCAAGGGGAUACGGCAGAUCACCAGUGACGACUUCUGUACGUUUCAGAUGGUCCUGGAAGGUGGCGUGUGCUGCACGGUGACGCUGAACUUCAAUCUCUACGGACAGAGCAAUAGCUCUCCUCAGCGGGAGCUCCUGCUAAAGGACUCUACGCCGGUCAGCAACUCCUUACUUCCAGAGAAGGCCUUCAGUGACAUCCCAUCGCCCUACCUCCGAGGCACCAUUAAGAUGGUUCAAGCUGUCCGGCAGGCAUUUGAGGACCAGGACGACAGGAGGACCUGGGAUGGGAGGCCCCUCACAAUGGCUGCCACUUUUGACGACUGUCUGUAUGCCCUGUGUGUGGUGGACACCAUUAAAAAGUCAAACCAGUUGGGGGAGUGGCAGAACAUUUCAAUCAUGACUGAGGAGCCAGAACUGAGCCCGGCAUACUUAAUCAGCGAAGCCAUGCGGAAGAGCAGGAUGUCUCUGUACUGCUAGCUCCUCUCAGCUCCUAAGAAAGAAUAGGAACCAGACAGCUCUCGAACGAAAUGGUAAUUCAGCCCCUGUGAAGGGCUUGGGCAUCUUAGAAACAGCUGAGGAUAUGGGAGAAGGAAAUACAGUGUUUGGAUCAAUUAAAUCUGUUGGUGGCUAAAUGCCAAAGUGAUAAGGUCCUUAGAAAUGCCCAAAACAGACAGGAGACUUAAGAGCUGACAUAACUUAACUGUUCUAAUAACAGUAUUAGCUGGCUGAUUGGAAAGAUAUAUCAUGGACUCAUCUCCUGCUUGCAGGUGCUUUAGAUUAUCCAAUUGUGUUUACUGUGAAAGGUUGGGAAGAUCCUUUUAGAUUUUCCUUACCUACCAGAGGGCUGUGAAGGUACUGUCAUGUCAUUAAAUUUUCUGUAGUGUCUGACAUGAAUGGUUCCUACCAUGACA